GAUCCAGCAUCGGCAACAAAAAAGACCAUGAUGCGGAUGGGGUCGUCGAGGCUUUUCAUCGCUGUGGAAAGAUGCGACCGUCGACUUGUCGAGAACUGCCGAACAUUGCAUCCGACUAAUACGUUCUGGACCACCGUCAGGGUAACACACACAGGUCACACCUGUUGCGAUUGUCGCACCUGUGGGGAGUAUCCAGUGAUCGAGCUAGUGAUGUGACAAACGUGUGGCAUAACUCGAAACAAAUAGAACAAGUGCUGUGAUACUUGAAUAUGACUCGUUUGUUUUAGUCUUGUUGAUCAAGAGAGAGUGAGAGUGAAAAGAUAUCAGCGAGAGUGCUGUGACGGUAUCGAAAAGCGAAAGUGAUAGCAAAACUGUGGAUAAGAUUAUUUCUGUGAAGUGUUUGAACAUGGAGACUAAGGUGUUGAUAAUCAGCCUGCUGCUCUUAACGAUGGUGCGAGCCGCAUCCAAAUACUACGAUGGUCCGAUACGUCCGUACGAGUUUGGAUUUAACAUCGAAGGACAUCAGCACAGGAAGGAGUCUAAAGAUAAAAACGGCAUCAUUAUGGGCGAGUUCGGGUUCAUUACGGCCGAUAAUGUCUACCAUGUCACGGUGUAUGCGACCGACGAGGACGGUAACUUUAAGAUUGUCAGCAUGAAAAACUAUAAACUAGGCCCAACAACACCGCCCCCGGCACCUCCUCCACCAACACCACCACCACCCACGGUACCACCAACGACUACGCCCGCCCCAACGACCACCUCGACGACGCCACAACCAUUCCGCAUCAUCACCACCGCCAAAUCGAUCGUUCCGCUCACCACACCGAAGCCCUCCAACGUAGCGUCCUGCUCGGGAUGCAAAAUUCCCGAACCAUCAACGCCUCCGACCACGCAACCUCCGCUGCCCGAGACCAGCACCCUGUACGUGCCACCAUUUAAAAUCGUCAACAAGAAUGACCUUGAGUCGGUGGGCGGUAAGCCUACACCUGGGCCGGUGACAAGUACCGCGACCUCCACGACCACAGUGAGCGGUGGUACCGAGCCACCCCAAGAUGUGCCACAAAAGUUGGUGGAAAAGGCUUCGAAAGAUGCAAAGGACCGUCCGAAAGUGGAUGGUGAAUCGAAUCGGAACGUAAAUCCCAAUGCAAAUGCAGAAAAUCCAAAGCUGCACACGAAAAAUGUAAACAAAUCGAACGAACGGACAAGCGCGGAACGAAAAGCGCCUAAAGACGGCCCCAGUAAGGAGGAUAAAUCCAACCCGAAGAAAGAUAAAGACGAUCCAAUGAAGCUGAUCGAAAUACACACUGCCAACAUGAUCCAGCACAUCCUGAACGGGUUGCUCUAUCGGUUCAACUACACUGCCGGCUAUCACGGCCAUCACGAGCAGGGCGAUCGGCAAGGCAAUAAGGAGGGCGGUUACUACUCGAUCGGUCGGGACGGCAUUCGACGGGGAGUUAGCUACAAAGCGAAUGAGUUCGGUUUUCAGCCACACAUAAAGUUCGAAAAGGUUAGCCCGGAAGAAACGCCACGAGAGGAGACGGAAAAACAGGCCGGUCUGAAAGGAUUCGACUUCAAGUGGUUCUAUGGAUCGUAACGCCGUGAGCCAGUUACAUGUUUUAAGCUUAAAAAUACUCAACUGGUCAACAGUGAAAUGGUGAAAGAAAGAAAAACAACGCUCCACAAGACCAUGUUUCAUAACAGCAACAAACUGCCUUUUUAACAGUGCUUCGCAAGUGAUGAUUUCUUUAAAAGUAGCGUAAGACAAUGCUGUUGAAGAUGAAAGCAGAAAACUAGAAGAAGCAUAAAUAAGCAAACCGAACAAGGUGCAAGUAAAAGCAGCCUAUAUCCUGUGUUUAUAUCUUUAACGCAAUGAAACCUAAUAAAAGUGAUAGGAAGGAAAGCCUUCGAAAAACAAA
This is a messenger RNA of Anopheles stephensi (Asian malaria mosquito), 1916 nucleotides long. RefSeq names its product protein lethal(3)malignant blood neoplasm 1 (gene l(3)mbn). The record is from RefSeq and is a predicted model, not a curated record. Gene Ontology annotation, cellular component: chitin-based extracellular matrix. The transcript has 4 exons. The coding region runs from base 407 to 1594 and encodes 395 amino acids. Gene Ontology annotation, molecular function: structural constituent of chitin-based larval cuticle. Lineage: Eukaryota; Metazoa; Arthropoda; Insecta; Diptera; Culicidae.